Messenger RNA from Pterocles gutturalis (yellow-throated sandgrouse), 612 nucleotides. It is a transcript of the gene TMEM51, whose product is annotated as transmembrane protein 51. The record is from RefSeq and is a predicted model, not a curated record. Lineage: Eukaryota; Metazoa; Chordata; Aves; Pterocliformes; Pteroclidae. Bases 1 to 612 code for a protein of 203 amino acids. The transcript is spliced from 3 exons.
AUGGCCCAGUCUCGGACCAACGGCUCGCACUACGCCCUGACGGCCAUCGGGCUGGGGAUGCUGGUCCUCGGCAUCAUCAUGGCUGUUUGGAACCUCGUCCCCGGCUUCGGCCCCGCUGAUAAACCCACCAGCCAUGCUGGGAAUAGCAGCAAGCCUGACCGUGGUACUGGAGGCAUUUUGAAGAGCAAGACCUUCUCAGUGGCGUACGUGUUGGUGGGGGCGGGCGUGCUGCUGCUGCUGCUCUCCAUCUGCCUGAACGUCCGCGACAAGAGGAGGCAAAGCGAAGAUAUUGCACGUGUGCAGCACCAGCCGCCAGCAGAGCCCUCGCAACAGGAGGACAGUCAAGAAGAGGAUGAAGACGUCUCUUCCCAGUACUACGUCCCCAGCUACGAGGAGGUGAUGAACACGGGCUACUCCGAGCCCCGAGACUCCGACAGGAGCAACCGGCUCAGCGUCUCCCUGCCCUCCUACGAGUCCCUGACGGGGCUGGAUGAGAGCACCCAGGCGCCGGGAGGCAACAGCCCGGCCCCCAUCACGAUAGAGCCGCUCACGCCACCGCCCAAGUACGAGGAGAUCCAGGAGAAACUGCCGGAGAGCCAGCAAAUGACUUAA